Pedinophyceae sp. YPF-701 is the source of this 3066-nucleotide messenger RNA. NCBI's taxonomy places the organism in Eukaryota, Viridiplantae, Chlorophyta, Pedinophyceae. The record is from the annotation of a GenBank genome assembly.
AUGCGAGGGGUGCGCAACGCUCUCGUGCGGACACCCGCGCGCGGCGUCGCUGGCUCCUGGGGCCACUUGGCGCAGGAAUCGCAGCAGACGUGCAGCGAGGCAGUGGCGGGGCUGAGGUGGCUUCCAACGGCCGCGUACGACCGCAACCGCGCCCCGGAGCGCCCUGUGCCUCCGUGGCCGGGCGGGUCGCUGGCGGAGGGGGCUGGUGCGCGCCGGAGCGGUGCCGUGGGCCCUGGACUUCGACACAUCGCCGGCGCUGCUGCGCCGGACGAGGAUGUUCCACCAGAUUGCCGCGACUCGGGGGCCGGAUUCGAGCGGGAAAUGGGGGAGAUGGGGCACCCUAUGAGGUCGCGAGUCGAGCAGCGUGGGAGGUACCUGGAAAAGUACGGGCGCGACCUGACUCAGGAGGCCAGGCUUGGGCUGCUUGACCCCGUGAUUGGCCGCGAGGCGGAGAUCACGCGUGUCCUCGAGAUCCUGCUGCGCCGGACGAAGAACAACCCCCUUCUGCUGGGCGAUCCGGGCGUCGGGAAGACCGCGGUCGCCGAGGGCGUCGCCCGCAUCCUGGCCGGAAUCGACGGAGCGUGUCCGCCGGGGCUGCUGGGGUGCCGGCUGGUGUCGAUCGACGUGGGCUCGCUCGUCGCCGGCACGCAGUACCGCGGCUCCUUCGAAGACCGCAUCAGGGGCAUUGUCGAGGACGUAAAGCGCAACACGAACGUCAUCCUCUUCAUCGACGAGUGCCACAUGGUCCUGUCCGCCGGGCAGGCCGACGGCGGCAUGAACGCAGCCAACCUCUUGAAACCGGCCCUCGCUCGCGGCGAGCUGCGCUGCAUCGCCGCCACGACGCUCCAGGAGUACUCCCAGCACCUCGAGAACGACGCCGCGUUCGCGCGCCGCCUCCAGAAAGUCAUGGUCGAAGAACCCUCCGUCGAUGGCGCCGUAGCGUGCCUCAUGGGGCUGCGCUCGGCGUACGAGGCGCACCACCGCGUGUCGGUCUCCGAGGCCGCGAUCCGUGCCGCGUGCGAGGCCGCGCCGCGCUACCUGCCCGGGCGCCGUUUGCCUGACUCGGCUAUCGACAUCAUCGACGAGGCGGCGGCGCACCUGCGGCUUCGGCUCUCGGUCGAGGCCGCGGAGGCCGCCGCUGCGCGCGAGAACGACGACAAAUCGAAGGGCGCGCAUGCUGCGGCCGCACCGGGGCCGCUGGACGCGGCCGCGGGCUUCGGGGGCGCCCCUGCUGCUGGACAGACGUUGGAGGGGUGGGAAGAGGCGCGCAGGCGGCGGGAGUUGCUCGAGUGGUUCGGAGCGACGCCGGAGCGGCCGGCGGCGGGCCACUGGGGGCACAUGCAGACGAUAGAGGCGCGCAAGCGCAAAUUCCUGGAGAUUUGGGGUCCUGGGCAGUACGGGACGGGGGGCGAGGGGUCGCAAGGGGCGCCAGGGUCGCGGGUGUCGGUCGGGGUGGUCGGAGACAGCGAGGGCAGCGGUAGCGACGAGGACGGCGGGAGCGGCGGCGUCGGCUACGCGGCAGCGGCAGCAGCGGCGCAGUCGGCGUCUCCAGAUCCCCACAACCCCCCCAAGCCAUGCCCGCACUGCGCGUACCCCGUGACGCCGCCGGAGUGGGCAACGGACGCGACGACGUUGUCGUGUCCGUCGUGCGCGCACCGGUUCCUCAACGUGUCGCCUGAUAAGCUCAUCCAAGGCGUGGUGCUGCAGAACAGGCCAGAGCCGAGCACGGUGCGCCGCGCGCGCGAGGCGGGCGCUGCUGCGCGCGGCACCUUGGGAGGGUGCACAGGCAGCGGCGGCAGCUGCGAGGCCCCGUGCACGCAAGCGGGCGUGGCGGCGCGCGACAGCGUGGGCACUGCGGAGGCGGCGCCGCUCCCGGAGCUGACGGUGGAGGCGGUGUGGCAGGCUGUGGGGCGAGUUUCAGGUGUGCCUGUGGCGGGGGGCGCGUCGGCGGAGGGCGGGAUGGACGGCAAGCUGGCGGACCUGCGGGAGGUGGUAGCGCAGUCCAUCGUGGGGCAGGACGAGGCGGUCGGAGCGCUGGUGGACCUCGUGCGCGCUGGCCACCUGCAGCUUGGAGCGCGGGGCGACGCGCAAAGGCCCGCAGCGGCGCUCGCGGUGCGCGGGCCGGUGGGCGUCGGCAAGUCGACUGCUUGUCGCUUGCUGGGCGAGGAGCUGUACGGCGGUAAGGCGUCGGUGCUCCGCGUGGACAUGGCGGAGUUCGCGCAGGCGUCGAGCGUGGCGAAGCUGAUCGGCGCGCCACCGGGGUACAUCGGGCACAGCCGCGGAGGCCUGCUGACAGAGGCAGUGCGCCAGCGCCCCUACUCACUCAUUCUGCUCGACAACUUCGACCGGGCGCACCCGGACAUCGCGACGCUCUUCGCGCAUAUUCUGGACACUGGGGGUACGACGGACAGUCUCGGGCGCCCGGCAUCGUUCCUGCACGCCACGAUUGUGCUCUCGCUGGACGACCCUCGCACGACGGAGGUGGCGCCGGCGCCGGGGGCGCCGUCGCGCUCGUCGGGCGAUCGUGACUCGGGGGACAGCAGUGCAGAGCUGUCGCAGCCGGCUGGCGACCUGCUCCGCCGCGAGGCAGCAGCGUGCGGCGCAGACGUGGGAGGGGGCCCAGGCGCGGAGCCACCUGGGCCGGGCGAGAGGUCGGGAACACGGCGGGCCGGCCUUUCCGAGGCGAUCCUCGCGAGGCUCGACGGCGUGGUGACGUUCCGGGAUCUUGGGCCGGAGGAGAUGCGGGCCGUGGUCGCACGUGAGUGUGGGAAGCUGGCGGGGGCGGGCAGCGAAGGGCGCUGCGCUGUGGAGGUGUCGCCAGCGGUACAGGCGUGGGUGGCGAGCCAAGCUGCUGCCGUCGGCAGGGGCGCGGCUCCGGUGGCUGGUCUGCUGCGGCGGUGGGUGCUGUCGGCAGCGGCGCGGGCUGUGGUGGAGAGCGGCGCGGCGGGCGCGGGACGAGUCGAGCGCGUGCGCGUGGAAAUGGGUGCUCAGGGGAAGCCCGAAGGCGUCGUGGCCAGCGUGGCUGGCGUAGAGGGCGCACAGGUGGUCGCUGGGGGUGUGCCCUGA